AUGGCCACUGUCAGAGAGGCGCUUCUUCAGGCAUUUGAUGAGGAAAUGGACAGAGAUGAUAGUGUAUUUAUAAUCGGGGAGGAAGUAGGACUCAGUGGUGGUGCCAAGGGAACAACCAAAGGACUGAUCCACAAAUUUGGAUACCACAGGGUAGUUGAUACGCCAAUAUCAGAGAUUGGAUUUACAGGAAUAGGUGUGGGUGCAUCAUACCUUGGACUAAGACCCAUAGUUGACUUUAUGACCUGGAAUUUCUCGCUACAGGCAAUCGACCAUGUGAUCAAUAGUGCUGCUAAGAUAUGUUAUAUGUCAGCAUCCAAAGUCCAUUGUCCAAUAGUCUUCAGAGGACCUUCUGGGUUUAAUCCUGGAUAUGCUGCCGAGCAUGUUCAAGAAUUCUUCAAUAUAUAUGGAUCAGUGCCAGGAUUGAAGGUAGUUGCACCAUAUACGGCACGAGAGCACAAAGCCCUAAUGAAAGCGGCCAUACGAGACAACAACCCUGUUGUAUUUUUGGAAAAUGAGGUUUUGUAUGAACAAUCAUUUGAUGAGGAAUUGGACGUGGAAUUAUUUCCUCUUGACAAGGCAAGAAUUAUAAAGGAAGGAAAAGACGUGUCAAUAAUUGGUGUAUCGCUAUCACUAAUGACUAUUGAAAAUGCCUUGAAGGAAUAUAAUCGAUGCGACGCUGAAGUAAUUAACUUGAUAAGCUUAAAUGAUAUCGACUAUGAUACGAUAUUAAAAUCUGUUGAAAAGACUAGAAAUCUCAUAAUUGUAGAUCAUAGCUGGCCUAAUUACUCAGUAGCACAUGAAAUAAGCGCAGUGGUUUAUGACAGGAUGUAUGGAAGAUUAAAGACUAAAAUAAUAUGUCUUACGGGCAAAAACACACAUGUAGGAUAUUCAAAGAAGCUAGAAAAAGCCUUUUAUCCAAGUGAGAAAGACAUUAUUGAAGCUAUUAAAAAGUGUGUAUCAAAUUAA
Messenger RNA from Vittaforma corneae ATCC 50505, 966 nucleotides. RefSeq lists its product as uncharacterized. The transcript has a single exon. The coding region runs from base 1 to 966 and encodes 321 amino acids. NCBI's taxonomy places the organism in Eukaryota, Fungi, Microsporidia, Nosematidae. Gene Ontology annotation, molecular function: pyruvate dehydrogenase (acetyl-transferring) activity. The record is from RefSeq and is a predicted model, not a curated record. Gene Ontology annotation, biological process: pyruvate decarboxylation to acetyl-CoA.